AUGGACAUCCAUGCUAAAGCAAAUUCCCAUCGACUAAUCAAUCACCAUGCUCAAUCCCUUCCUCUUCUUCCCUUCUCAUCUUCAAGCUUUGACGGAGACUCUUUCAAGGGUAAACAAAACAGCACUACGAAACCUCAAGUUACAGAGAUACAAGUCCGAAUAGACUGUAUAUAUGAUCUAUAUAUUGACUUCCCUCAACAGAAGUUGACAGUAAUAGGGUGGGCAGAUCCAGAAAAAAUAGUGAAAGCCAUUAGGAAAACUAGGAAGAUUGUGACUAUUUGUUCCCACAGACAGCCAUCAGAACCACCACAACAGCCACCUGAAGGUGGUGCAACACCACCAACCACUGAAGAAAUAAAACGUACCCCAGCAGAAGCUCCACAAGCUGAAGCAGCAGAGCCACCAAAAGAUCCACCACCACCUGAGAAUCCAACAACAGCAGAGAAACCAUCAUCAUCACCUGAUACUACAGAUGUCAAUGCAAGUCAGCCUACACUAGCCCCUGAACCAAAAGAUGUAGGAGAGGUUCAUGUUAUAUGCCAUCAUCCUCCUGAUUAUAGGUAUGGGUAUAGCUUUGGUCAUAAUUAUGGUGAUCCCUGGAACAGACACCCAAACUGCCAUGGACUUCCACUAGAGCCCACACACCCUAAUGGCCAUGAACUACCAACAGAACCACCACAGCCAGUCUAUGUGACUCACAGCUAUAACAUAUAUAGGCCAUCACCAUAUGUCACAGAAUAUGAGUACAUCCACUCUCCACCAUGCAACAUAAUUUCUAGUAGGAUGGAUAAUUACAGAAAGGAUUAUCAUGAAAAUACUCGCAAUGGAAACAUCACAUCUAUCUUCAGUGAUGAAAAUCCAAAUGUGUGUGGCAUAGUGUGA
Manihot esculenta (cassava) is the source of this 882-nucleotide messenger RNA. Its product is annotated as extensin-like. Lineage: Eukaryota; Viridiplantae; Streptophyta; Magnoliopsida; Malpighiales; Euphorbiaceae. The transcript is spliced from 3 exons. The record is from RefSeq and is a predicted model, not a curated record. The coding region runs from base 1 to 882 and encodes 293 amino acids.